Molecule: messenger RNA, 1999 nt
Organism: Seminavis robusta
Lineage: Eukaryota; Bacillariophyta; Bacillariophyceae; Naviculales; Naviculaceae
Source: the annotation of a GenBank genome assembly
AUGAACACAUCCAUCACCAACACUCUUAUUAGGAAUGCACACGAGGCCCAGGCUCUGGUCGAUGCAAGAAAUCAGCUGAAGGAGAUCUUCAAGGGAUUGAAUGCGGCACCUUUUUGGGCUCUGGGAUAUUGGGACCAUGUCCAGCUCCAAUUCGCCCUGAGAGUGCUCCGUACAUUUCCUUGUCUGGCAUCAGAGACAUUUCCACUGCUCUGCCAAAAUCGUCUGGGUGUGGUGGAUGUACACCCGAAAUCCCCUCUCUUCUUUUUUGCUGGUUUUGGGGCUUCCUUGGAAGAUGUCCGGGAGGUUCAUUCCAUGUUCCCCGAUGGCAUAGUAGGGCACGACAGAACCGGCACAGAAACACGCAGCAGCAGUGGGUACAAUCCUCAGAUUACCCAACUGCUAAGGAUCGGAAAGAUUCGCAGUGAUGUUGUAUCUUUUCUGAUGGAGAAGCAUGCCUCCACUUCCGAUCAAACGUCGUCUCCAGAUUGGACCCUAGAGAAUGGCCUGAUAGAACACUUUCCUCCAAAAACUGAGGACCAAGCUAUUCUGAGGGUAUGCAACAACGCCUUGAGCUUUAUGAUCACAUCAGAUUCAUCGAGAUGCAACCACAAGCUGUGCUCUUUGGCCCUGGCAUCCCCUGUCGUCUCCGAGAAAACAGUGGGUCUGAUAGCCAUCUGUCUACCUCCCAGUUUCAAGGAACUCUACUUUGCUCCGUGUGGACGCAAGAAUCCAACAAGAGUCACACUGGAUGAUGCCAGAAAAGUAGCCAAGAUCUUGCCUCGUUUGGACAAGUUUUCGUUCAGUCCAGGCUCCAACUGCACCAUUGAUCCAGAUGCAUUCAACCAUCUCAUGGCUGCCAUCCAGAAAAAUGGCAAAAUGCUGAGGAGUCUACAUCUACGAGCCACACCCAAAUUAGUGAGCCUUGGCCACCUGGAUGUCGUUGCCUCGGAGAGCCUCCAACAAUUCGCUUUGGACUUUUCGCCCUAUUCGGGACACACACCGUAUGCCGGUCCCGAGCACAAGGCACUGGAGCGAUUGGCCGAGAUUAUUGGCCACCGAAGAAGGCCACUGGACAAGCUACAUCUGGAAGGGUUCCGCCUCCGAAGAGACGCCAAGCAUUUGGUUUCCAUGUUGCUGUCCGGGUCAACCGUCAGGCACAUUGUGCUACGAGAAGCUCAGCUGGACGACUGGUACAACAUGAUGUUGUGUUCCGACGACGAAUCCUCUCUACCCUAUUACGACAAUCCACCGUGCCUGGAAUCCAUUGUCGUGGAAGCGUCCAUUGUACGAAACUCUAAAAAGCUCUUGACGGAAUUGGCCAAAGUUCCAUCGCUCAGGACCAUCAAGCUCUCACCCGGUCCAACCUCGCAGUUUCAAUUCGACUCUUCGUCAGCGCGAGACUUUACAGAACCCAUUGCCAAGGUCUUGUCUUCUCUUCCGCUGCUCGAGGAGCUGCGUGUGUGUCUGCGAAAAGUUGAUGUACGGCUGGAUGCACUCGCGGAGAUUCUCAAGGAGAAUCGCUCUCUUUGUGUGUUGCAAGUCGGCGUGGAAUCGGUAUGGAAGCCACAGCAGUCCCAACCACCGGACGCAACGACGACGACACGAUAUCAGUGUCUCGUAGAUUUGUUGGAAACUGGAAACAAUACAACGUUGCAAGUGUUGGAUGUUUUCCAACACCCAUCACACGAAACCAGUCCCGAGGGGAGGAAGCUCCGGUAUCUCGUCAACCUCAAUCGUCUUGGGAGAAGCGUGGCACGAGAUCCAGGCGCCACCCGACAAAUGCUGAUCAAUGUGCUUUUACGAGCCAAUGCCGAGGCGAAACCGUGUGUCUAUCUCUAUGGGUUGCUACGGGAGAAUCCAUCCCUUUGGUCGGCGUGUUUGCCUCCAGAAGAUGGUCGUCGAACGAGUCGAUAUUCGUUUUCGCCCAGGCAUCGGUUCGACUAGACUGAGCUACGCGCUGUAGUGAUGUGAGUUGUAUCGAGGUGUUGGGUUAGAAUUU